AUGGGAGGCACGCUGGUGUGGUGUGGAGGCGAGGCGUGGCACUGGCUGGCUCUUGUUACCCACCUACUUCUCUUCUCCCCCCUUCUCCGCCUCUCCUGCUUCAACAUCACUGCCUCACCCAAGCACCUCUCACCCCAACCACCCCCAUCAUCUCUUCCUCGCGCCAUGAAACGUCUCCGCCUCACUGCUGCAUACCUCAACUCCACCUGGCACGGUCUACCAUACGCUGGCACUUUCUACACCGUUCUGACCCAAUCCCCCAACCAUCCCUCUCCCUUCCCCCCUACCCAGCGGCCCGUCAUCGCAGCACCCACCACCUCCACCUCCGUCGUCGCCUCCACCAUCGUGUUUGGGCCAGACCUUUCACUGUCCCCAAAGAACCGCACCACGCACCCCUGGCACCGCGGCUUUGGCAUCCUCCGCCCCUGUCCCAAUCCCAGUGCCACUCCACCUCGCCCCAGUUCGUCCCCGUCCCAGUUCUCAGCCCACUCACCCGUCCGUCGUCCCUCAGUGAAGUGUGACACAGACGCCCGCGUCUCGACGGUGGCUCGGGCGGUGAAGGCGGUGAGGGCAGCAUGGGCGGCUAAACGCAGACAAGCCCAACACACACCUGCUCCUCGACGGCGUUGCUCAUGGUGGCGGAAACAGCAGUGUCCUGGAGCUAAGGAUCGGAGGACGCGCGCUUACAGACUCCUGCGGCACACUACAACCUCCCUCCCGGCUGCCCUCUUCCUCGACGCCUGCUCUGCUCUGCCCUGCCCUGCCCUGCCCUGCCCUGCCCUGCCCUUCUGUCCCUCCCCGUCACUGUACCCCUCAUCCCUCCCCUGUAUCUCAUCUCUCCCCCUCAUCAACCCCUCACCUACCCCACCUCCUCCCACAUCCCUCGUCACCUCUCCUCAAGAACUUCCUAUUCCUCCCCGUCCCUCCCCAGUCCUCGCCUACAGUCCUGUCUCCUCGUGGACUCUUAGGACAGCUAUUGACUCCAUGUGA
Molecule: messenger RNA, 990 nt
Organism: Portunus trituberculatus (swimming crab)
Lineage: Eukaryota; Metazoa; Arthropoda; Malacostraca; Decapoda; Portunidae
Product: extensin-like
Exons: 7
Coding region: 1-990 (329 amino acids)
Source: RefSeq, a predicted model, not a curated record